Molecule: messenger RNA, 964 nt
Organism: Drosophila rhopaloa
Lineage: Eukaryota; Metazoa; Arthropoda; Insecta; Diptera; Drosophilidae
Gene: Nse1
Product: non-structural maintenance of chromosomes element 1 homolog
Exons: 1
Coding region: 95-811 (238 amino acids)
Biological process (GO): DNA damage tolerance; double-strand break repair via homologous recombination
Cellular component (GO): Smc5-Smc6 complex; nucleus
Molecular function (GO): ubiquitin-protein transferase activity
Source: RefSeq, a predicted model, not a curated record
UAUUAUUACUCUGUGGCUUUGGGCACACUGCGUCAGCGCGCUUCUUUGACAACAGCAAACUCUGGGAAUUACAUUGAAUUUAUUGAUAUUUGAAAUGGAGGUGGUGAAGCGUGGCUUCGUUCGCGCCUGCAAGAACCACAGCUACCUGAGCUAUGAGCUGAUCGACAACAUUCUGUCCCCGCUGUGCGCCAACCACAAAGUAUCAAAACCCUCCAGCAAGGAGUCCGUCAAGGUAUUUGUGAGCGAAAUAAACGACUCCCUCAACGACUUGGGUCAGUCGCUGGUUUUCAUCAAGUAUCCGAUCAAGGGCGAGGAGUAUCUGGUGUACGUCAAGACAGAUGCCACGCCCGAUAGCGUUUCGAACACGGGCCUCACCCCCGAGGAAUGCCAGUACUUCUCCAAACUGCUGGACAGGAUUGCCGCCGAGGAGGACUGCAACAUCCCCUGGAAUGCCGCCUACAGCGAGCUCUUACUGCAGGGCACUUCGAAGACGGUGAAGAAGAGCCGCAUGCAGGAACUGCUCCAGAAGUGGACGCAAAUGGGCUACUUCAUGGAGCUGGACGAGAGAAUUUUCCUGGGACCACGCAGCCUCGUUGAGCUGAGCUUCUACUUGGGCUCCCAUCACGAAGAGCACAUCAAGAACUGCAUGCUCUGCAAAUGCCUGGUGCUCUGGGACACCCGCUGUGGAUCCUGCAACAUUCAGUUUCAUCGCGAGUGCAUCCACACUUAUUUGCAGCGGCGCGAUAUUUGCCCGUCCUGCGGCAACCUGUGGACAACGCCUUUAAGACGAUCCACAGAUUCUUCUCAAUAAAUAAAGUUUCAGAAAAAAUAAUAUAGAUUUGGAUUUUCAUAUACAUAUCUGUGAUACCACUUGUAUUAACUAAUCGAUGUCAAGUUUGCAAAUAUAAUAAUAAUAAUAAUAAUUUAGGAACUAUUGGAACUAAAUUAAUGAAAAAAGCAGGAA